AUGGCAGAGACCGUUCAAGAUGUUUCUGAAGCAGAUAAGCGACAUCUCGUUGAACUCGUCAAAGAACUCAGACGCUCCAAUGCGGUGCUACGGGCAGAAACUGAUAUGUAUGAGUGGUAUAUAAGCCGCUUGGACCCCAGGGACUUGGUUCCUCAGCCGUUAUCAGAUUCCCUGGGAGCAGCUGCAGCAUCACAUUAUCAGGCAACUCUGGAGGAAGCAGAUAUUCGACUUGUGGAGGUCAAGAAAGCAAGUUAUGAGUUUGACCGUGAUGUCGCUAAGGUGUUGAGGGAGAAGAGAGGUGUCAUGAUGGGAGCAGAGAAGGUCAUUCGAUAUUUUGAGGACAGGAUGAGAGCAAAGGACACACUGGUUGAGAAGUUGCGGUUGAAGAAUGCAGCUCUCCAUGUGCAGAAGAGGAAGUUGCAGUUACAGCUACGACAGAAAGAGGAAAUGGGUGAAGCCCUGCACGAGGUGGAUUUCCAGCAGCUGAAGAUCGAGAACAGCCAGUAUCUCGAACGCAUUGAUGAAAGAAACCAGGACCUUCUGCGCCUAAAACUCCUGGCAGGAAACACCCUACAGGUUCUCAACUCCUACAAGAAGAAGCUGCAGAGCAUGACAUGUGAGUCAAAGCUGCUUAGUAGUGACAUCACCUCCCGUAAGGAGAUGCUGGUGAAGAUCGAGGAGGAGACACUGCAGGCAGAAGAGGAGCGAGCCAAGGCUGAGACUCUUAACAGGAAGCUGCGAGGCCAGCUGGCAGAUUUCCGUGUUCCCCACGUGCUGCAAUACAUCACAGCUAAGGCCUCCCAUAGCCAGCUCGAGCAGAGUGUCCGAGCCUGGGAGCGAAAAGUUGAGAUUUCUGAGAUGGCUCUGAAGACACAUACCAAGACCUGGAACAAGCUGAAGGAAGCUGCAGGAGUAGGACCAGUCACAGCCCGGUGAACCCGCACAUGCUUCCUAAUAAAUCUAUUCUCUGCAAAUAUUCAAUCAUCCAAAGCAGUCAAAAAACUGUCAAAAAUCCAUCAGUCUCUUUUGUAAACUAGCGGAGAUAUGCCCUUAUAAAGUAACUCAUGUGUUUUAGCUGUUUUUAACUUGCAGUAUAUGGAACAUUUGUAGAAUGGUUGAACAAUCAUGCCUUAAGUCACAAUUGAACUUAUCGCUUGUAAUAGGGUGGUUAAGCUGAUAAAUCGUUCAUUUUUUGAUAAAAACACAAAAUAUGUACCCUGAAAAGAUUUCAAUAUGGAGCCACCCCAGAUUUGACCUCUGGGGGGUGUGGCAGCCAUUCUUUUAAAUGGCCCCCAACUAACAACAUUUUACAAUUCAGAAGGACUGCUUUGAGGUAAAGGCACCAACUUUGUCAUAGACCCUAGAAUUAUGGUCCCUGAAAAGAUCUAGAUAUGGAGCCACCACAGAUUUGGCCCCUGGGGGCUGUGGCGGCCAUCUUACAAAAUGGUUGCCGAUGGUAACACUAUGGUAGCCUUAGAUACCCUUAAACGAUUUAGAUAUGGCGCCACUGCAGAUUUGGCCCUGGCAGCUAUCUUACUAAAUGUCCCCAGACUGUAUCACUAUUUUGCAAACAAAUAAUCUACAAAAUGUCAUGGCCUAUACUUAUUUGACUUAAAAGUAAUGGCCUAUACUUCUUGGCCUGGAUCUCCUGAAACACAAAAGGUUUAACAGUUACACACAGUAUAAUACAGGGAUCAACUAGAUUAAGCUGCAAACAAUUUUUUAUUGAGCGGAUGGUCAAGGGGCUGGAACAUAAUUACAAAUAAUUUGCAAAUUGACCGCAAGA
Molecule: messenger RNA, 1786 nt
Organism: Salvelinus namaycush (lake trout)
Lineage: Eukaryota; Metazoa; Chordata; Actinopteri; Salmoniformes; Salmonidae
Gene: cfap263
Product: coiled-coil domain containing 113
Exons: 8
Coding region: 1-936 (311 amino acids)
Biological process (GO): cilium assembly
Cellular component (GO): axoneme; ciliary basal body
Source: RefSeq, a predicted model, not a curated record